Acanthaster planci (crown-of-thorns starfish) is the source of this 3569-nucleotide messenger RNA. RefSeq names its product TBC1 domain family member 5-like. The record is from RefSeq and is a predicted model, not a curated record. Gene Ontology annotation, molecular function: GTPase activator activity. Gene Ontology annotation, biological process: activation of GTPase activity. NCBI's taxonomy places the organism in Eukaryota, Metazoa, Echinodermata, Asteroidea, Valvatida, Acanthasteridae.
CAGUAUAUUUUCAGCUAGCGUUUCUACUAAGUUGCCAAAGCCGGAGUUAGAUCUCCUCGAUUUUAUACGCUUCACGCAUUAUUUGUUACAAUAGAACCCCACAAGUCGAGGACAGGGAUUUCAGCACCCUCUUUCCAGAGAGGGUACAUUAUGGAUGAAACCCCAGCAGAGGUUACAACUGCAGAGGAUGAGAAUUUUGCAGUCUUAGAAUGCUUCACUCCAGGAUACAACAAAGAGCGCUUGCUUAUCCAGCACAGCUUGGAUGAGGACAGUAUCAUGUUGGAGGAUCCCCUCCAAACGGUUAGCAGCGGCAGGCUGACCUGGGCCUACGGGGAUGAAACGGAGAACGACGAGGAUGUCAAAGGAGGGGGGACAGAGACUGAGACCUCGUCGAGUGCCAGCACGUCCAACUCUUACAGAGACGAAUGGGUACGGCUGUUUGAGGGGCCAGACUACAUUGAUGUCAUCAAACAGGAGGGUUUGAAGGGUGGUCUCCGAAGCAGCCGCUUCCGCAGUGUUUGCUGGAGGGUGUACUUGGAAGUGCUUCCUGAGCGACAGGACCAGUGGGCGGAGUCGGUUCGGAAUGACCGUGAGAGAUAUGCUGCCGUCAAGAGGAUGUAUGUCGUAGACCCACAGACAGGCUUCAAGAACAGAGACGCUGACCUCAGCUUGAACAACCCACUCUCACAGGAUGAGGAGAGUCCCUGGAACCGGUUUUUCCAAGACAAGGAGUGCCGUCAAGAGAUCAGUCAAGAUGUUAAGCGCACCUUCCCUGAGAUUGAGUUCUUCCAGACAGAUGAGAUGCAUGACAUGAUGGUCAACAUUCUCUUCUGCUACUGCAAAGAGCACGAGGACCUCGGCUACAAACAGGGAAUGCAUGAAGUACUUGCUCCACUGAUAUUCAUUCUACACUGUGACCAGCAAGCUUUCCUACAUGCCCAGGAAAUCAAAUCACAAAUCCUUGUUGGACCUGAGAAAAGGCCGGUUGUUAAUGGUGAAAGGGAUGUGGUGCAAGAAAUCAUGGACCCUAAUUUCCUUGAGCAUGAUUCGUACACCAUGUUUUAUCACUUGAUGGACACCAUGGAGCCGUGGUACCGGCACGGCAUGCGGGAGGAGGGCGCCAUUCACCGCAAUGCCAGCUUCACCUCAGCCGAGCCCUUUGCCAAGCCCCAGGAGUGCUCACCUUCCUCCCCACUCAUCAAGAAGCUCACCAAGAUCCAGGACGUGGUGCUGAAGAUGCACGACAGCGAGCUGCACAUGCACCUGACCCGGCUCGACAUUCAGCCUCAGAUAUUCGGAAUACGAUGGGUGAGGUUAUUGUUUGGCCGUGAGUUCACCUUGCAAGACCUCCUUGUCCUGUGGGAUACGAUAUUUGCGGACAGUGUCACGCUGGACCUCAUCGACUACAUCUUUGUCGCCAUGCUGAUCCUUGUCAGGGAGCUGUUGUUAUCGGGAGACUAUGCAGACUGCAUGUCACUAUUAAUGCGAUUCCCAAUGGUCGGUGAUGUACGUUGUCUGGUCGAUAAAGCCCUGCAUCUCAGAGACCCCAAGAAAUUCCCCCGACCGCCCAACUACCAGUUCCAAAUCUUGCAGCACAGCGAUGCAGGUGUUGUCAUACCAUCCAGCGCCCGGUCGCCACGGAGACAGUAUGCCAACGGUGCGGUCUUUUCCGGAUCCUCGGCCAACACCAACCCAAGUGGAACGCUGAGGAAUAAGAAAGCGUCCGUGAUGACCUCAGGUCUGAGCGGGUUGAAGAGAAUUGCCAACAAAGGGAAGCAAAACGAAGAUAAGGAGUCUGCGCAGGGGCCCUCCCAUCCCCUGGCAUCACCAGCCGACGUCGUGUCGGAGGUCAAGUCUCGGCCCCUCAAGGUCAAAACAAUAAGCCCGCAGCAGGAGACCAACAUGCAGUCAUUCACCUCGGAUGGCAUCGCAGGGCUGACUAGCAACGCCCAGGCCCCAAAGAAAGAUAACCUGGGGGGCCUCUUCUCCAAAUCGAGGUCUGCUGGAAAGAAGAACCAGCAGAAAGAGCAAGAGAUGGACUUCCACAACCAAGUGGCCUUCUUGCAAGGCAAGAUGAACGACGUCCAGAACAUGUGCCGGUACUGUGCCACCAAAAUGGAGGCUCACCUCAUGCAAAUCCAGGAUGAGAUGGUCAAACUCAAGCUGACUCAAGAAGAUGAACUCCUCUUAGCUGUGGCAGGGCUCAAGCAGGUCAAAGACAUUCUUAAUGGAACGCUGAAAUUUGCCCAAGGGAUGGAGGAACAGGAAGACCUGAUUAUGAACGACGACUACUAUGGCAAAGAGGAGCUCACCCCUUCCCCACCUGUCAGCAAAAUGGACUUGUCGCCGGAGUCGGAGCCGGACAGCAACGGGAGCCAGCCUAAGGUGAUGGAACUGGAGGAGCUGUCGCCUGACGUCGGCAGCAGCAGCAGCAGUGCCGAUUCGGACCCUCGGCCAGAGACAACCCCGGCUGUCAGCCUGAACACCAGCGAGUGCAAUAACAACCUGGGCGUGCCUGCCACCAGCGAGACUGACAACCCGAGGCCUAGGGCAGGGAAAGAUCAGGCUCUGGCUGUGGUGGGCCAUUAACUUCAGUGGAGAACACCACAAUCCAUCCACGACUCAUUGGUCUUAAAAAGGAACUUGAAAGACUACAACAUAUUUUGUGACCAGCACAUUAUAUUUUUUGUAAGUAUCCCGUCUGUGAAUUGUGAAGGUAUGAUUUGACACCUUUUUUUUCUAAAUUAUAUAUUCUGAAGCUUGACGGCACCUUUGCAGCAAUGUCACCGCAGGCAGUCACCGAGUAGUUUGUAGAUUUUCUGUACAGAUUAUGAACUAGGCAAUCAGUGUACUUUUAAGUUAAUAGCAGUCUGUAUGUACAUUUUGCUUGGUGUCUGGUUGCUGGAUAAUGAAUGAACAAGGGCACAUUUAUAUUUGACUUUGACCCAAAACACAACCAACCUGGUAACUGGUUAUACUCUGAAAUAGCUCUGUCACUGAAACUUUGGCCUCAGGUGACAUCACGUUUGUGCUCAUGAACGUGGAAAUUCAAAUUACAACUCAAGGACUGGACACACCCUUUGAAAGGAUCCAGAGUUAUAACACAAGUUCAGCUUGGCGUGAUGAUUUAAAUUUGGAAUCACCAACCAAGAGCUGCCAACUAGAACAGAUUUUCAAUAUUUCAUAAAAAAAGCAAAGAAUAUGAAAGUAUGGAUCCAUCUUUAGAAAAUACUGAUUUUAGAAAAUCCUAUCAGAGCAUAUUAUUAUGCACAAUAUUGACAGGCUUGCUAUGGCAUGUGGACCAGUGGACACUAUGUGCUUUGAUCCCGACCGAAAUUGAUCGCACGUACAGUAAACAUAAGAAGUCAGGAUUUUUGAGUCAAAUGCUCAUAAGGCACCUAUCAUGGAGCUCGAGGAUAGUCUAAUACCCUGACGUCUACAGUUAUCUGGCAAUGUACUAUGUGCUGCAGCCUAGUCUAAUACGUAUGAAGUACACCAUAUGAUGCAAGAUAUGGGGCGGAGAGCGCCCCCCAACCUUUGUGUUGGUCAUUGUUUGAUUGGAAUCUCAG